Messenger RNA from Paramecium sonneborni, 1324 nucleotides. NCBI's taxonomy places the organism in Eukaryota, Ciliophora, Oligohymenophorea, Peniculida, Parameciidae. The record is from the annotation of a GenBank genome assembly.
AAAUGUAAUUUUUGGUAAAAUCUUCAGGUCGAGUUGGAUUCUUUGGUUUUGCUACAGCAUCUGCCUCACAUAAAGACAUAGCAGGAAAGAAUUUCUUAAAAUUCCAAAGCAAAUAUGCUGAAUAUGUGACUCAAUUCAAUUAAAAGCUGUAAGCCAUAUAUUUUAAUAAUAUGAUAGUGAAGCCAUUGAAAAAGAUAAUAAGGCACCUAAUGUUGCACCAUAAGGUAAAGUAUUUGAACAUCCAUACAAUAAUCCACAUAAUCCAGUUACUUUUAGUGGUGUAAGUGAUAAUUAAUAAAUUAGAUCAAAUCAUCUGAAUUGUUUUACAACUUUAUUGGACCAGAAUAAGUAUCUCCACAUUAUGAAAACUUCCUUGUAGCUAGAAAAUACCUACUCCUUACUUAUGGUGGUUUGAUUGUUAUUGGAUUUGCUGCAGGCACAACUAAUCUACAUUGGAUUGCUAAAUCAUCAUUCUUACCAUUCUUAUUUUGGAUGCAAAUUAUGUACUUUUACUUGGAAGGUCGUAAAUCAUUCAUGAAACCAUUACUUGCUAGAUUUUAUAGAAGAGUUGCUGGAAAUGAAUGUUUCUAACUUGAUUAAUAUUAUCAUGAAAAUAUGCAACUCAAAAUUCGUACUCUUUUAGAAGCAGCUAAAGGAUAAAUUGAAUAUGGAUAAUUACAUAAAGAAUUUAGGGAUGUUAAAGCAGAAUUAAUUAAUACAGUAUAUCUUUAUUUUAUAUUCUUAAGUUCCUUUUAAAUGAAUAAUUAAAUCUCUAAAGGCAUGUUACAGAGAGAUCUCAUAAUAUCCUUAAAUAAGUCUAAUAAGCUGAAUAAGUAUAAUAAUUAUUGAGAUUUUAGAUUAAUCAAAAUAGACUUUUAUCAGAUAUUAUUGAAGCUGCUCAAAAAUCACUUGAAACUAAUCUUAAGAGUAACCUUCCAGAAAUUCAAAAAGCCUUAUUCAAAUCUGCUCUUAGAGGAUUAGCUUAAGGAAAAAUGACAUAUGAAAAUGAUCCUUUAAUUGAUAUGAUUCUUAAAACAAUCAGAGAACAUGUAAGCAAAAUUCAAAAUUUAUCACCUGCUGAGUAAAUACUUAUCAUAUUCGAUUUAGAUAAAAAAAAUUGAUUUCUCUUAGCAAAGAUUAAUUAACAGCUAUUCAAGCCAAUGAUAAAAAGUAUAUAUAUCUAUUCUAAUUAAUUCAGAACAAAGGAAGAUUACUUAAGAGCUGAACCAAAGAUAGAUUAAACCCUUAAAAACUAUGACAAUGUUAAGAGAUAAUUAGCAUCUUGGGGACAAUGAAUAUGAGCAUUCAAAAAUUAUUACAUUAC